Rhagoletis zephyria (snowberry fruit fly) is the source of this 3699-nucleotide messenger RNA. It is a transcript of the gene ACXD, whose product is annotated as Adenylyl cyclase X D. Gene Ontology annotation, biological process: adenylate cyclase-activating G protein-coupled receptor signaling pathway; intracellular signal transduction; cyclic nucleotide biosynthetic process. The record is from RefSeq and is a predicted model, not a curated record. Lineage: Eukaryota; Metazoa; Arthropoda; Insecta; Diptera; Tephritidae. Gene Ontology annotation, cellular component: plasma membrane. Gene Ontology annotation, molecular function: adenylate cyclase activity.
UGUCGUACAUAGCUAAAUAAGUGUCUGCCGAAGGAUCGAAAAUAUGAAUUCAUUCUUAGAGUCCUCAACCGAGGAUAGCCACGAUUUUGAUGAUGAGGGCCAUGAAUCAAAAUUGGUCAACCAAAAGAAAUGGGAACUUGGCUACUUGAAGAAGAAAUGCCGCAAUCUGGAACUGGAACAGUAUUAUGUAUCCUACAUGAAACGUUUGCGUCUAAGCCAUCUUGGCAUUUUCAUAUUCAUUCUAAUACUUAACACGAUUGUACAUUCCAUGUUACUUAUUGUCUCAUUCUCUAAAAGCGAGAACCGUGACAUUUACGUAGAUAUCGGAACAUACAUGGGUUGUACCACAGUUAUCCUCAUUGUUUUGGUAUUUAACUUCCGCACGACCGUCAAUAAACGCUACGAAUGGUUAACGUUUGCAACGAUUUGGUUAGCGGUUUCAGCGCUUGUGGUGAUGGAUAUAUCCGUGCCAAUCUAUCGCGCUGUCACGGACUAUAAUAUUACCGUACCGACCUACUAUAGCUUUAUCAUAUAUUCCAUCUACAUAUUUAUGCCGAUUGCCGAAGACGUGCAGGCUUUUAUUUUAGGUGUGGCAGUAGCCGCCUGUUAUAUUAUCUUAUUUUCAUUCGUAACAUAUCGUCGCCAUUUGGAUGGCACAAGAGAGGUUGAUUUGCCAAAAAUCAUAUCCGAAGGCAUAUUUAUGACCUGUGUCAAUAUGCUGGGUCUGUUCUUUCGUCUGACACGUGAAGUAGCCAUACGUACAACAUUCCUCGAUAAGCGUCAAUGUGUUGAAGAGACUUUAGUUUUACGAGCUGCUAGAGAUCAGGAGAAAAGCUUACUAUUGAGUAUUAUACCAGCUCAAAUAGCUAAUAAAAUCGAAGAAGACGUCAAGAUGCGGAUCGAACACAUGAAGGAAAAUAAAAAACAUAGACGAUCAACGAAUGACGAUGUGGGCUCCCCGCCGACACCUCUAUGGCGACAAAUGGACACUGAAAAGCUUUUUAUUGAACCACAUGAUGAUGUUUCAAUCUUAUAUGCGGAUGUAGUCAACUACACUUACUUGACUACAACACUGGAUGUGAAAACAUUAGUGGAAACUUUACACGAUUUAUUUGUAAAAUUCGACACAGCAUCCCAGGAGUACGAUGUUUUGCGUAUUAAGUUUCUAGGUGACUGCUAUUAUUGCGUGGCCGGCGUUCCAGCCCCCAACGAGUACCACGCUAGAUCAUGCGUUUACCUUGGCUUGCGUAUGAUAAAGGAUAUACGUGAUGUGAGAUCGAAACGAAAGCUGGACAUUGAUAUGCGUAUCGGUGUACAUUCAGGAAAUAUUUUGUCUGGCGUCAUUGGUGCAAACAAGUGGCAAUUCGAUAUUUGGUCCAAAGACGUGGACAUAGCCAAUCGGCUGGAGUCGACUGGUGAGGCGGGUCGUGUACAUGUUAGCGGACAGACUUUGCAACAGCUGGACGGUGAGUUUAUGUAUGAGGAGGGCACGGCGAAGGCGCGUUAUGAUCCGGUCUUGCGCAAAUAUCAUAUUCGGAGUUUUCUAAUAAAACCGCCAUCAGCAAGAGUUUCGUCAUACAUUACAAUGAGGCGACCAACAGCAGCAAAGCGAAAACGUUUGGAAACAAAAUCUGUAGGUGAUACCAGAAGUGAUAUCCCAACAAAUUUCAUGCAAAGCAGCAUAAGUCAGUAUAAUCAAAUUCGAACCCAAGCCACUUUGGAAAUGAGCCGAGAAGUAGAAAGAAUGCCUAUUGGUAGGAUACAGUUUUCCAAAAUAUGUUUCGGUCAUGAGAAGCACUUAACCCAAGAUGAAAUGGAAGAACAACGGUUUCGAAACAAUAUAACGUCGCUAUUUUUAUUUUUCAAAGACUGGCGCUGGGAAAUUAUGUUCAUGAAGCAGCCAGAUAUUAUGCUCAAGUACAGCGUUUUCGUUUCGUACAUAACGCUGCUGUGUGCCAUUAUAAUGCAGGCGGUCAAUUCGUCGCAAACAUUAGCGUUUUGGAUACUAGUUGGGAUCAGCAACAUUGUAAUGAUAUUGCUAUUGGCCUUGGUUUGGUACAAAAAGCUUUGGAUAAUGUUUAUUAGCGAGACAGAGUCAUCGAAGCCAAUGAAAAAAGUCAGCAAAUGUCUCUAUAAACUAUCGGAGCGCAUUCAAAGUAACAUCACUAUGCGCAUUGGCAUGUACUUAGUGGUGCUUGUCCUGCACUCCACUGGCAUUAUCUUGCAAUUGAUAUAUUUCGGUAAUCAUAUAAAUGAUGCAGCUAAUGUGCAUAUUUUGGGUGUCGCCAGGCAUGAUGUUUCUUCAUUCAAUGCUUGGGCUAUCACAGAGUGUUUUAUGUUGACCAUUUGCAUAACCUUCCUAUUUACACGGAUUCCAUUCAUACUCAAAUUGAGUGUUGGCGUUUUCACAUUAAUUUUUUACACAGUCGUCGUAACGCUCUCGUAUAGUUAUGUUUAUGGCCAGAGCCUUAGCACUAACGAUCACUUAUAUCCAGAAUAUUCACAUAUAUUUGUGAUGUGCAUAACGCUGGGUAUAUUUCAUCUAAUGGAUAGGCAGACGGAGUUCAUAGCGAAAGUUGAUUAUAAUUGGAAACGACAGCUACUUAAGAAGCAGGAUGAUGCUAAAUUUACAAAUGAGACCAUUUCGAUACUUAUCAACAAUAUUUUACCGUCACACGUAGGUGAGUGGUUAAGAUUUCCUAUCACCGCAAAACUUUAUGACAUAUGUAGGUACUUAAUUCCCUUACUCAUUACAGCCGAUAUUUACAUGUCGCGACAGAUGACAAAUGAACUCUACUAUGAGGAGUACGAUAAUGUUGCCGUUAUGUUUGCAACUAUACGAAAUUAUGACACAGAACAAGUGGGCAUACGAGUUUUAAACGAGAUUAUUUGUGACUUUGACGAAGUGUUGAGUACUUAUCGAGGCUCGAGAAAGGUUGAAAAAAUUAAAGUGGCCGGCUGGACUUAUAUGGCAGCGUGUGGUCUGGAUCCAAAACGGUCCGAGCACCGAAAAACUCAAACAGCUUAUCGCAGCUCUUCGCUGCUGCCAAAUGGGCGAAGAAGCCAUUAUUCAAGCAGACAGCAUGACAUAGAAGAAGGAUUUGAAGUUGUCGAUGAUGAGGAGCUGCCUACAACAAGCAAAGGCGCUCAAAACAUACGUCUACAGGAGUACGAGGGCCAUAAUAAGAAGAGCUCUAAGUCCGAGGAAUAUAACGAUGUCGUAUUCGUAAUGCUGGAGUUCGCUAUGGAUCUGAUGCGCACAAUGAAGUCCUUUAACGUCGAGAAUUUGCAAUGCGAAGACGAUGACGAGGACAGAGGUGCUUUGCGAAUUGGCAUCUGCAACGGCCCUGUGAUGGCGGGAGUAGUGGGCUCUUACAAACCUCAUUAUGACAUUUGGGGAAACGCGGUGAACAUGGCAUCGCGUAUGGAUUCCACUGGUAUCGCCGGCGCCAUUCAAGUUACAGAGAAUACAGCAAAAAUAUUGAAAACUUAUAAUGUUAAGUGUACUUAUCGGGGGUAUACACUCGUGAAAGGGCGUGGUCAUAUACCUACCUAUUUUGUAAACGUUGACGAAUCUUUGAAUUUCGUAAAGAUUGACCAAAUGUCGGCGAAGUUGGAGGAUGUUAUAGCAGAGGAAGAGACAACUGUUUGUUAAUUUUAAUAUAUUUAGUCAACGUAAUACCAGCAAGUAAUUAAAUU